Silurus meridionalis is the source of this 2963-nucleotide messenger RNA. RefSeq names its product G-protein coupled receptor family C group 6 member A-like. Gene Ontology annotation, molecular function: G protein-coupled receptor activity. Gene Ontology annotation, biological process: G protein-coupled receptor signaling pathway. The record is from RefSeq and is a predicted model, not a curated record. Gene Ontology annotation, cellular component: membrane. NCBI's taxonomy places the organism in Eukaryota, Metazoa, Chordata, Actinopteri, Siluriformes, Siluridae.
GUGCUUUCCUUGAGUGCCUGAUGCGGUCUGUAAAUCACAUGGUGUGACAUGUUGCUGUGGACGUACGUGGUGCUUUUAUGCACUGUUUUAGCAGUCGUUGUGGGGCAAGCGUGCAAAUAUGAAGUGUAUAAAUGUGGAGCCCGGGCUUCAGGAGACAUACAGAUAGGGAUGCUUAGUUCCUGUUUUGCUAAAGUGGAGAAUCUAUAUUCUCGAGAAGCUCCGGAUAUUUACAACUGCUCAGAUUUCAAUCAUGUAUCAUUUGUACGGAUGCUUGCUUUUAUCUACACCAUUGAAACCAUUAAUAACUCCAGCUUCCUUCCUGGAGUGCGACUUGGGUAUCACAUCUGUGACACUUGCUGUCAUGCUUCAAAAGCCUUACAGAGCGCAGAACAGCUGCUGGCCUUGAACAAAUCAGAUCCUGGCCAGUGUGACCUCAAUCCAAACCCCAAGGUGAAGGCGAUCAUCGGAGCUCGGUACUCAGAGGUGUCGAUCAGCGUGGCUCGCUUUCUGAGCCUCUACAUGGUGCCACAGAUAAGUUCAAGCUCUUCUGCCGAAGCAUUGAGUGAUCGCCUGCGUUAUCCCUCCUUCCUCCGCACCAUUCCUAGCGAUCGCCACCAGACAAAAGCUUGGGCAAAAAUCAUGUCGUACUUUAAGUGGGAUUGGAUCGGUGUCAUUUAUGGAGAUGAUGAUUAUGGCAAAGAUGCUUUCCAAAGCUUCCUGGAUGAAGCUGGAAAAGAGAAUGUUUGCACUGCCUUUACAGAAACACUGCCUUAUUACCUAGAUUUCAAGAACAUUGACCGAUUGAUCCAAAAUGUGGUUCAAACCAUACAAGAUUCCAAUGCUAAAGUCAUAUUAGUCAUCUUAAGAGAAGAGGUGGUGUACAAACUCUUCACAGAGGUGAUCAAGCAGAAUAUAUCACGCACAUGGAUAGCCAGCGACGCUUGGUCUAUGUCAUACAAUAUCAGUCGCAUGAACAGCAUCAACAGCAUUGGGGACGUAUUUGGUUUCAGCUUUAUUACAGGCCCUAACCCUGGAUUUAAAGAAUAUCUGCAAAGUUUAACUAUCAUGCCAGGUACAGAGAAUAAGUUCAUAGACGAAUACCUGAAGUUCGGGAACGACAAAGACUAUUUAUUAAAAAUAGUGGAUAUUAGCCAGACUUAUGCUGAACGACUGGCUGUGCUAUCAAUUGCAUAUUCCCUGAAGAAGAUUUUAAAAUGUAACCAAACAACCUGUCCAGGGGAUAAAGAUUUUCCCCCAUACCAGCUUCUCAAUGAACUGAAACGGGUCAACUUUACUAUGCACAAUCACAUGUUCUACUACAACACAUCUGGAAAUUUUGUCAAUGGCUACGAUUUGGUGAACUGGGCACAAAACAGGUCGACUGGACAAAGAGAGUUUGUAGUUGUUGGAGCAUAUAAAUUGGAGCAAGAAAUUAUAGAAAUUAAUCAAUAUUUUCAGUGGUAUACUUCAAAUGACAAUAAGAUACCAAUUUCAAUAUGUUCUGAAGCCUGCCCUCCUGGCAAGGCGAAAAAACUUUUAAAGACAUCCUGCUGUCACGAGUGCAUAGACUGUUUGGAGGGAACUUACUCUAAUGAGACGAAUCUUCCGAAUUGUCUCCCGUGCCAAAAUGGGACAUGGUCGCUGAAAGGAUGGAGAAACUGUACCGCAAGAAGGAAGUCUACUGGACGGAAUGGGACCCGAGCUAUUGUUUUUCUAGUGUUCGACAUGGCAGGAUUUCUCUUUUUGUUCAUUAACCUGAUUAUAUACUUGGUGUUUCGUGAAAGUCCCGUCAUCAAACAGGCUGGAGGCUACAUUUAUCUUCUCAUUAUGGUAGGUUUAGCACUUAGCUACAGCAGCGUCAUAAUCUUUUUCGGGAAACCAAACGAUCAUAUGUGUAGGGCACGCCAGGUCCUAUAUGGCUUAGGCUUCACACUGACUGUCUCGUGUAUCCUGGUAAAAGCCCUGCGCACAUUUAUAGCCUUUCUUCCUCGAUACCAGCAGCAUAAUAUCAAGAAAUAUUACAAGCCCACUAUAAUUAUAUGCUGCGGCAUCUUUUUUCAAGUCCUUAUUUGCACAUUUUGGCUAGUUUUCGAUUCUCCUACUGUGGAGACGCGGACUUUCAAUGAUUCAAUGGAGAUCAUUGUGCAGUGUAUAGAAGGUUCCGGCCUGGGAUUUGGUUUCAUGCUUGGUUACAUUGCCCUGCUCGCACUUAUCUGCUUUUUACUGGCUUUUAAAGGGAGAAAAGUCCCAAUGCGCUUUAAUGAAACGGGUCAUAUUAUCCUGAGCAUGCUGAUCUACCUGUUUGUAUGGGUAUGCUUCACGCCAAUAUAUGUUGCAAAGAUCGUAGAGCGCUAUUCAAUUCAGGCCUCAGCUAUCUUGGUUUCAUCAUAUGGAAUCAUUUUCUGCCACUUUGCCCCCAAGUGGUACAUGGCCCUUUGCAAAAAGAAGGAUGAGGUCACCCCAGAAGCCUAUAUUGCACGAGCUUGCAUUUCCAGACCAUCAAAUGCCUCCAUUCUUACAACUUCUUCAGGAAUCGAGUCGCUUUCGUCAGAACCUGGACUUCAUUUCUCAGCUUCACAGACCGACAUGUGCUCCAAGGAUACCGGGAUUGACUGCAUUUGUAUUGUAGAGGCAAAUAAAUCCAGUAAAACUCACCCGAUUGUUCGAAAAAGGUUCCACAGGAGGUCUAUUUAGAAGACUACUAAACGAAUCUCUUCACCUAAAAGUAUUAUAAUUAAAAGAAUUGAACUUUCGAGAAGUUUUCUUCAUUCACAAGAUGUUUACAUAUUGCUGUAUUUGUCAACAUGGGCAGCACUGUUGCAAUUAUUAUUGCACUGACGAAAAAGUCUUUACUUUUGUCUUCACUUUGAUUUCUUUUUGAAAUUGUUUUUGUUAAUAUUCUUUUUUUAUAAGAAAAGAAAUGUCUUGUGUGGAUUGUGUUAUUUAUAAAUUGUUAUUUUUGU